Camellia sinensis is the source of this 2460-nucleotide messenger RNA. Lineage: Eukaryota; Viridiplantae; Streptophyta; Magnoliopsida; Ericales; Theaceae. The record is from RefSeq and is a predicted model, not a curated record.
UUACUACUGGGUUGUUUUUCAUUUCUCUGCAAAGUUACAUGUUCUUGCUUUAAUGGUCUGUUCGUGGAGGUUCUUUGAUGGGUUCUGAUAUCUAGUUGGUUUUACUGAGUUAAAAUUGAAGAUAGAGAGAGGGAUAGAGAGAGGAAAAUGGGGGAGAAGUCUGAAGUUCUGGAGGCUGUUUUGAAGGAAGCUGUUGAUUUGGAGAGCAUACCCAUUGGGGAAGUUUUUGAGAAUCUGAGAUGUAGCAGAGAGGGUUUAACCACUGAGGCUUCGCAACAAAGGCUAGAGCUUUUUGGGUACAACAAGCUUGAGGAGAAAAAGGAGAGUAAAUUCUUGAAGUUUUUGGGAUUUAUGUGGAAUCCUCUAUCAUGGGUCAUGGAAGCUGCGGCAAUCAUGGCUAUUGCCCUCGCCAAUGGAGGAGGAAAGCCUCCUGAUUGGCAAGACUUUGUGGGUAUAAUUACUUUGCUUGUGAUUAACUCGACAAUUAGUUUUAUCGAAGAGAACAACGCAGGAAAUGCUGCUGCUGCUCUCAUGGCUCGUCUCGCUCCCAAAGCCAAGGUUCUUCGAGAUGGAAGGUGGAGUGAGGAAGAUGCUGCUAUUUUAGUACCCGGAGACGUAAUUAGUAUAAAACUUGGAGAUAUAGUCCCUGCAGAUUCUCGUCUUCUUGAAGGCGAUCCUCUGAAAAUUGACCAGUCUGCUUUGACAGGGGAGUCUCUUCCUGUAACAAAAGGCCCCGGAGAUGGUGUUUACUCUGGUUCUACUUGCAAGCAAGGAGAGAUUGAAGCUUUGGUCAUUGCCACAGGGGUUCACACCUUCUUUGGGAAGGCUGCUCACCUUGUUGAUUCUACUAACCAAGUGGGCCACUUUCAAAAGGUCUUGACAGCAAUUGGAAACUUUUGCAUUUGUUCUAUUGCGGUGGGAAUGCUAGUUGAGAUUAUUGUGAUGUACCCAAUUCAAGAUCGGAAGUAUCGCCCUGGGAUUGACAAUCUACUUGUGCUACUCAUUGGAGGUAUUCCAAUUGCCAUGCCAACGGUUUUAUCAGUAACAAUGGCCAUUGGUUCUCAUCGCUUAGCACAGCAGGGAGCUAUUACAAAGAGAAUGACAGCAAUAGAAGAGAUGGCGGGCAUGGAUGUGCUUUGCAGCGACAAGACUGGAACUCUGACUUUGAACAAGCUCACCGUUGACAAGAAUCUUAUUGAGGUUUUUGCCAAAGGAGUAGAUGCGGAUACUGUAGUUUUGAUGGCAGCUCGAGCAUCGCGAUUAGAAAACCAGGAUGCAAUUGAUGCCGCUAUAGUUGGGAUGUUGGCUGACCCAAAAGAGGCACGUGCUGGCAUUCAAGAGGUACACUUCCUGCCCUUCAAUCCUACUGAUAAGAGAACAGCAUUGACUUACAUUGACAGUGAAGGUAAAAUGCAUAGGGUCAGCAAAGGUGCUCCAGAGCAGAUUCUAAAUCUUGCCCACAAUAAGUCGGACAUAGAGCACAGGGUUCAUGCUGUGAUUGAUAAAUUUGCAGAGCGAGGUUUGCGAUCACUUGCUGUAGCAUACCAGGAAGUACCAGAGGGAAGGAAAGAGAGCGCCGGAGGUCCCUGGCAUUUCAUUGGUCUCAUGCCUCUCUUUGACCCACCCAGGCAUGACAGUGCAGAGACAAUAAGAAGGGCCUUAAAUCUUGGAGUAAAUGUUAAAAUGAUUACAGGGGAUCAAUUAGCAAUAGGAAAGGAAACUGGACGCCGCUUGGGAAUGGGAACCAACAUGUAUCCUUCUUCUGCUUUGCUCGGACAGAACAAGGAUGAGUCCAUUGCUGCUUUACCAAUUGAUGAGCUCAUAGAAAAAGCUGAUGGUUUUGCCGGUGUCUUUCCUGAACACAAAUAUGAGAUAGUAAAGCGAUUGCAAGCUUUGAAACACAUCUGUGGAAUGACUGGUGAUGGAGUCAAUGAUGCUCCUGCACUUAAGAAGGCUGACAUUGGCAUUGCUGUUGCCGAUGCAACUGAUGCAGCUCGGAGUGCUUCUGAUAUUGUCCUUACUGAACCUGGUCUUAGUGUCAUCAUUAGUGCUGUUUUGACUAGUCGAGCAAUUUUCCAGAGAAUGAAAAAUUACACGAUUUAUGCUGUUUCUAUUACAAUCCGUAUUGUGCUUGGUUUUAUGUUGCUGGCCCUGAUAUGGAAAUUCGACUUUCCACCUUUUAUGGUUCUUAUCAUUGCAAUCCUCAAUGACGGUUUGUUCUUUCUUCUCCCACAUAUCUCUCUUUCUGAUGAACAUUUAUGGACAUGUGUCUGGUUGCUUACAUUGUUCAAGAAAUGUUUUCAUGGUUAUUGAAUUUAUUUAUUUAUUUAUUAUUUGUAAUGGAAAUAACUGGCCAACAAUGAUUUUGAAAUUGGAAGAGUUUAGAUGGUUUGCUCUUAUUUUCUCCUUUAUUUCUUGGGUCAUUGUUAAAAGCUCAUGUACUCCUCAUUGCCUUAGGUA